This is a messenger RNA of Oryza sativa Japonica Group (Japanese rice), 739 nucleotides long. RefSeq lists its product as uncharacterized. The record is from RefSeq and is a predicted model, not a curated record. NCBI's taxonomy places the organism in Eukaryota, Viridiplantae, Streptophyta, Magnoliopsida, Poales, Poaceae.
CAUGCGUCGUACAGACGAAACCGCAGUCAGUGCCGCCACCAGCUGACCUGCCUGACCAACCAAGCCGGCGGCUAUUCAUGGCGGCACCAAAAUACCACCCGCCGCCCGCCCACCGUACCCGCGCGCGCUGCAGUCGCGGUGCGAUAUAUAGCAACCCCCACUUGAGCUAGAAUUCCCAAUCCAUCCAAACCCAAAAUCGGAGGUAGCUACAGCCGAAUCCCCCAACAGUUGUGUGCAAUUUCUUGCUUGCUUGGUUUUCUUUUCCCCCCACUCGGAUCGAUCUCGUUGUUGUGUGAGGUUUUUUGAGCUUUGGUCGAUGGCGUCGAUCGUGCUGCUGCUGUCGGAGCUGCUCGGCGGCGAGAGCACCAGCGUAAUGGCGGCUGACUGGUACAUGAGCGGACACAGCCUCCGGGAGUUCCGGCCCGUGGCGGCUGCUCCGGCGGCGGCGGCGGCGGUGGCCAAGUGCGAGCGGCCGGCGGCCGAGGCAGCGGGGGAGAAGAAGAAGGAGGAGUCGUUCGAGGAUCUCGCCGCCGUGUCCCGGAUCGCGGUCGACGUGAUGUGGCCUUAGAGCAUCCGUCGCCGCCAUCUCGCCGGAGAAGAAGAAAAAGAAAAUUCUAUUCUUGAGUUUUUUUUCUCUAUUUUUCUCCUUUUUUUUGGUUGCCAACGAGGCAUGUGUUGUGUACUGUUCUUUUUGAGAUCAGAUUUGUAAAUAUACGAAGUGAUUCUUGGAUGUUUUUCA